Pisolithus orientalis is the source of this 1338-nucleotide messenger RNA. RefSeq lists its product as uncharacterized. NCBI's taxonomy places the organism in Eukaryota, Fungi, Basidiomycota, Agaricomycetes, Boletales, Pisolithaceae. The transcript is spliced from 7 exons. The record is from RefSeq and is a predicted model, not a curated record. Bases 1 to 1338 code for a protein of 445 amino acids.
AUGAACAGCGAUGCGACAGAGGCUGCCCUGGGUCUGCUCGGACUCUCUCCUCUCAACCACCACAUUCAGGUCUUUGACGCUCACAGUGGCACUCCAUCCCACCAUGGCCAUGGACACCAUACCGUACCACCGUCGUUGAUACCGCUCAAGCGAAAGCAGCCGUCUCCGAGCAACGUCGCCAAGUCUCAUCCGACGAAACUGGCGAACGCAGACGACAUCUCCUGCAUCUGCGGAUUCACCUACGAUGACGGUUUCUCGAUCGCAUGCGACGUCUGCUCACGGUGGUGUCAUGCUGCCUGUUUCGGCAUCGUCGAGGGGGGCGUACCAGAGGAAUGGCGGUGUUGGGUGUGUCAGGGUGGCAGUAUCGACGAGGAGCAGAGAGAGAGAGCCGUUAAACUACAACGCAAGCGACUGAAAACCCUGAAGAUGAGAAACGGGCCCAAUGGAAACAAGAGGAGACGAGCAUCGAUCUUGAAUCCAGCGGGUCCAUCGAGCUCGGCCAAUGCAUUGGCCGCGCCAAAUGCCAACCCUCCCACAGGCCCCGACGUUGCCCACCCAAGUUCUUCCACUUCCAGCUCACGUAUUACCGAUGUGUUCCCGCCGGACGCCUACUCUCAUCCUUCGACGCAUGCUCAACUGUUGAAAGUAGCAAAGGCAUGGAGGGGCGUAACAGCUCUUAACCCGCCCAUUCCAGUCGUACCACCCAGGACUUACAUCGAUGGAGGCUAUGUCCGUGUCGAUAGUCAAGGGUACUUGUUCGUGGGACCAACAGCGCGUCUGCCACAAUCGUCAACAACGUCUGGGUUGGCAUCAGCAUCGGGUACCGCGCUAGGAACCGCUUCACAUGGACCUACUGACAGCUCCAGGAACGACACUAUUGCCAUCCCUUCCAACACGCUCCUGAGUCCCUACACAGCCACUAUCCUUCCUUCUUCGGCGUACCUCGCUGAUCCACUGAAUGGGUAUGCGCACUUGGGGAUGGGGAAGCCACAGGUGAGAUUGGUGGGUGGAGGUUGGUGUGUGGGUGUAGAUGCGCGCGAACUCGGUGGACACGAAAGUCUUGGCAAAGGGAGAUGGGCACGAUGCGGAUGCUGGCCAAACGCGGUGGUCAGACCUGUGAUAUGUGGUGGUGCGAGACGAAGGAAGAAAAAAGGAGAAGGUGGGGAUAGAGAAAGUGAUAACGAACAGAAAGCCCAUUCGACAACGUUAUCGUUUGGGUUGUUCGCCCUGAGGGACCUGAGAGCGGACGAGGAAAUCGUGUUAGGGUGGGAAUGGGACGAUGGACAUGCGGUGCACAUGCUGCCGGCUCUAAUUGAGAGUCCUGGAAUGUUUGGGUGA